Scomber japonicus (chub mackerel) is the source of this 3066-nucleotide messenger RNA. RefSeq names its product peroxisome proliferator-activated receptor alpha-like. Gene Ontology annotation, biological process: cell differentiation; negative regulation of inflammatory response; negative regulation of transcription by RNA polymerase II. Gene Ontology annotation, molecular function: RNA polymerase II cis-regulatory region sequence-specific DNA binding; zinc ion binding; nuclear receptor activity. NCBI's taxonomy places the organism in Eukaryota, Metazoa, Chordata, Actinopteri, Scombriformes, Scombridae. The record is from RefSeq and is a predicted model, not a curated record. Bases 232 to 1668 code for a protein of 478 amino acids. Gene Ontology annotation, cellular component: nucleus. The transcript is spliced from 8 exons.
GAUGAACGCAGCUUUGACAGCGCGGAGGAAGGAGGCGAUCGGAGCUGCUGAUCUGCGUUGUGUGUGUGUGUGUGUGUGUGUGAGAAUCCCUGGAAGCAAACACAUCUCCCUCCUCCGGUAACAGACAGACGUCCAUCCGAGGCAGCGUCAUCUGGAAAUGCUUCGAUCAGCAGCCUCUGAGUCUGGUGAGUGAGGAGUUGUCCUCCCAGGUAAGGGUCCCUGUUCCCUGACAUGGCAGGGGAUCUCUACUGCCCCCCAUCCCCGCUGGGGGAUUCCCUCCUGGACAGCCCGCUGUGUGGAGACCUGAUGGAGGAUCUUCGUGACAUCUCGCAGUCCAUAGGAGGCGACACACUGGGAUUUGAUUUCCCAGAGUACCAGAGCACUUGCUCAGGUUCGGAGAGCUCCAUCACACUGGACACCUUGACCCCGGCCUCUAGUCCGUCGUCAGGGGUGUGUGGAGCAACGCUAGGCCCUGAGGAGAAAUUCAGCCCCCUCAGCCUGGAGUGCAGAGUGUGCUCAGACAAAGCGUCAGGCUUCCACUAUGGGGUGCAUGCCUGUGAGGGCUGUAAGGGUUUCUUCAGGAGGACCAUCCGGCUAAAGCUUGAGUAUGACAAGUGUGAACGUAACUGUAAAAUCCAAAAGAAGAACCGCAACAAGUGCCAGUACUGCCGAUUCCACAAGUGCCUCUCUGUGGGCAUGUCCCACAAUGCCAUCCGGUUUGGGCGGAUGCCUCAGGCGGAGAAACUGAAGCUCAAGGCGGAAAGCAAGAUGGUGGAGAAAGAGGAGGCGAGCCCCAUGCUGUCUGACCACAAGUUUCUGGUGAGGCAGAUCCAUGAAGCCUACAUGAGGAACUUCAACAUGAACAAGGCGAAAGCUCGGCUCAUACUCACCGGAAAGACUAGCAAGCCGCAGCCGUUCAUCAUCCACGACAUGGAGACGUUCCAGCUAGCAGAGAAGACUUUAGCGGCCCAUAUGGUAAACAGUGACUAUUUGGAGUCCGGCAGCGGCCUUCAAGCUGGGGAUGUAGUUACAGCUUUGGGGUGUGGGGAGCUCCAGCAGAGGGAGGCUGAAGCAAGGCUCUUCCACUGCUGCCAGAGCACCUCAGUGGAGACGGUCACAGAGCUGACGGAGUUCGCCAAGGCAGUACCGGGUUUCCAGAGCCUGGAUUUAAAUGAUCAGGUGACUCUCUUGAAGUACGGGGUUUACGAAGCUCUCUUCACCCUCCUGGCCUCUUGCAUGAACAAAGACGGCCUCCUGGUGGCGCGCGGCAGAGGCUUCAUCACCCGUGAGUUCCUCAAGAGCCUCCGGCGGCCAUUUAGUGAUAUGAUGGAGCCCAAGUUCCAGUUUGCCACACGCUUCAAUUCCCUGGAGCUUGAUGACAGCGACCUGGCCCUUUUUGUGGCCGCCAUUAUCUGCUGCGGAGACCGUCCAGGCCUGGUGGAUGUGCCUCUUGUGGAGCAGCUGCAGGAGAGCAUCAUCCAGGCGCUACAGCUCCACCUCCUGGCCAAUCACCCAGACAACACUUUCCUCUUCCCCAGACUGUUGCAGAAACUUGCUGACCUCCGUGAACUGGUUACAGAGCACGCUCAGUUGGUCCAGGAAAUCAAGACGACAGAAGACACGUCACUGCACCCGCUCCUGCAAGAGAUAUACAGGGACAUGUACUGAGAAUUUAUGGUCAUAUGGUCAUAUAUUUGGACAUGUAAUAAGAUGUUAAUGUAUGCCAGGUAAAAUACUCAAAACCGGGUAUACAUAGACAUUUUAAUAUCAUGCAUAUCAGUGUACUGUAUGUAGCUUGUCACGCAGCUUCUGUUUCUGGAUAUAAACCGCUGUGAUCUGCUGAGGUUGUAUUUAGCCCAUGUGACUCUCUACUGGAACAAAAACAGCUCUUGUAGGUGGCUGCUUCAAUGAAAGGAGGCUCAGUGAGAAACAAACUCUUUAAACUACAGCAUCUAUGUGUACUGAUAUUUUCAAAUGCAUCCUUACUACAGCCAGUUUGCUGUAGGUGCAAGCUUUUAUCCUAAAGACUGGAGUACUAAACUGAUGUUCAACAGGGAGUAGGCUAUGCAAAUAUGCAUAGCAUUUAAAAUGGGUGUACUAAUUAUAAAGAUACACCAACAUGACUGCUGCAGUCAUGCAUGCACUGAUGCUACAUACUCAUAGUGCCUUUGAACAAUGAUGAGGCGAAGAAGCUGCUGCAAUUCAAAAUCAAACAUAUUUUUAAAAGUUAUAACAUUUUUAAUGUUAUUGAAAAGCACUUUGGAUGUGUCUAAUAUCACUGUCAUGCCCUGUAAUGUGUAUUAGUGCCUUACUGAAGUGACUUCAAUCAUUUUUAAGAUGACUGCAUUGAUGAAAGUGAACGUGCCAUAAUGUUUCCCUGGAUCUCAUGUUGGUGUUUCCUUUAUUUUGACGACAACUUAUACACCCUACAAAUACAAAAAAAACAUUAUAAAGUAUCUUUUUAACCAUAGGGUAGAUGUAUAACUACUUACUGUUGGACCAGGGUUGAAUACAUAGUAUUAAAUCAUGAAAGCAGGAACUUAACUGCAUGGAGCCUUACUUCUACUGUAAUCAUUUGAAAAUAUUGCAAUUUCAUGGGUUCAUGUGUUAAUAUUAAUCCUUCAUUCUACUGCUAAAAAUUAAGACAACAUCAUAGCUCACUUUUAACCUAUUAUCGCAGAUCAGUGUUACUGAGAACAAAACGUUUUGUACAAAUCCUGCUGUCAAAACACUUUUUUUUCAUGAAAAAACCCCAGUAUUGGCCAGUAUUGAAUCACUUGUUUUGACCACAAACGCAAUAAUCUUUUUGAGCUGGUUUCUGUAUUAUUUUGUAAAUAUGACAAGAAUGUGGUGACUGCAGUGAAAGGGAUGUGUGUAUCUGCAGGUCUCACUAAGGGGAGCUGAUGGGCCUUAUUUACUGUACUUAGACUUCACCUCCCUGUGUAGUUCUGAAAUGUUAUUUCUUGUAAUAAUAAAUCUGUUCAUGUUUUUUUUAUCAUAGGUGGUGUACAAUAAAAAAUGCAUUCACUGUUUCAAUAGACUAAAAUAAAGUAAUAUAUUUAACUG